AUGAAUUGCCGCUUGUAUGCAGUGUAUGCAUCAUCUCCACAGUCAAAGCAAGGCUAUUCAAUCGCCACCAGCAGCCAGGAUUCGUCCAUGUCGUCGUUUCUUUGUCUGUGGUGCCAGCACUGCCCCCAUCCUCGUCACUUGUGGAGCGUCAAUCCACCAGACCAGACUGCCUGGCUGAGUGCCUGCCAACUCACCGUUCGCUCCUCCCUCAAUGUUCAUUGUUGGCUCAUGUAA
Pochonia chlamydosporia 170 is the source of this 234-nucleotide messenger RNA. RefSeq lists its product as hypothetical. The transcript has a single exon. The record is from RefSeq and is a predicted model, not a curated record. The coding region runs from base 1 to 234 and encodes 77 amino acids. NCBI's taxonomy places the organism in Eukaryota, Fungi, Ascomycota, Sordariomycetes, Hypocreales, Clavicipitaceae.